AUGGCAUUGUUCCUGGCGGAGAUGUCGCGGCUCCUGCAGGAACAACGCCGUCCGCUACCACCCUUAGUUCCAACACCUCGGACGGGGACAUUGCGUUUACAUGCCGAGAUUCCGAAAUAUUCAGGCUACGCAGAUAGAAAAUCGGUUGCUGAUUUUCUUGACGAAUUGCGUGAAUACCAGGCGGUGUCUGAAAUGUCUGAGGUUGAACUUCUAUCACGCGUACUGCCGAUCGCCCUCACGGGAAGCGCCGCGACAUGGCGUCGGAGACAAUCACCCUUCUCGACGCUACAAGACUUUUCGGAGCAGUUCAAAAAUGAAUUUCUGCCUCCCGAUUACGGCGCGCGAAUGCUCGAUGAGCUUAGGGCGCGCACUCAGCACCGCGACGAGUCCCUAGUCGAGUUUGUUCGGGCGCUCCAAACUCUCUAUGACAGGGCUGACCCUAGUGCGUCCGACUCAGACAAAGUGUCGCGGGCUAUCCGGCAAAGCCACCCGCAGUUUCAUCCCUACCUGCGUGGGCGGGUGUUCCGGAGUUUGGACGAGUUGGCCCAAGCAGCCCACCAGAUCCAGGCGGACAUCCUGGCCGAACUAAGAUAUCGGCCUCCUCCACCGCCGGAGGCUUGCCUGGAACCGUCCUGCGCUUGGACAGGCACGACCAGGCAAUCCAUGGACGAGCAUGGGUCACGGCCAGUUCUCCCCGGAAGGGUACCCCGAGCGCUGGACCCUUACACCCACGGACUGGGCGAUGGUGCUCAAGUCCGCGAGCAUGGCCGCCAAUACCAAGCCCCAUCCAGAGAGCGAUACCCAAGGGCCACCUCAGCUACUCUCCGCUGCUUCCGGUGCGGAAGUCUCGGCCACUUUCGCCGGGACUGCACCCGGCGGGUUUCAAACGACAAUUCGGGAAACGAGCAGUCUCGGCCCAGCCUCACGAGCAGCCCCGCCGGGGGCCUCCUGUGAUGAGCCCGAUGUUGCAGCACCUGGUGUGGCGCCCGCUCGAGCGCCCGAUGACGCUCCCGCUCCCGGAUUACGCGGCGACGCUCUCGCAGGCGCUCGCG
Ixodes scapularis (black-legged tick) is the source of this 1052-nucleotide messenger RNA. RefSeq lists its product as uncharacterized. Bases 1 to 954 code for a protein of 317 amino acids. The record is from RefSeq and is a predicted model, not a curated record. The transcript is spliced from 2 exons. Gene Ontology annotation, molecular function: nucleic acid binding; zinc ion binding. Lineage: Eukaryota; Metazoa; Arthropoda; Arachnida; Ixodida; Ixodidae.